GCAGUGCUCCACACGGACUCGUUGUAAUUAGGUUUACACUACGGUGAGAAUUUCAAUCUCCAGUCAGUCAUUCUCGCCGGUUUGGAAUAACUCCAUUUUCAGUCUUCAGUAAUCACUUGCUCUCCUUCUUCUUCGGUCUCGCACCGAUUAGGGUUUUUUAGAUCCGGCGUUUCAGACUGCGAAUAUGCUGAGAACGGCGGCGUAUUCGAGGUUAGGGCGGUCCUUGCAGAACGGAAAACGAGGUUUUUCUACAUCAACGUCGAAGAACGCCGGCGAUGAGAAGAUUUUAGCCUCCGUUCUCUUUGAGCGGCUCCCGGUUGUAGUUCCGAAGAUCGAUCCUGUUGUUUACGCUUUCCAAGAGUUCUCGUUCCGAUGGGGACAACAGUAUCGGCGGGAAUACCCAGAGUCUUUAUUGAAGAAAGCUGAUGCCAGGGGGAAAGGAGAUUAUCAAAUUGACUACACACCAGCUCCACGGGUAACAGAAGCAGAUAAAACUAACGAUAAAAGGUCAUUGCAGAGAGCACUUGACAAGAGACUCUAUCUUCUCAUUUAUGGCACUGCACACGGUUCUAAAGAUGAGAAGCCUGUCUGGCACUUCCCGGAGAAGGUUUAUGAGUCCGAACCGACAUUGCGCAAGUGUGCGGAGUCAGCCUUACAAUCAGUGAUUGGAGAUCUUUCCCAUACUUAUUUUGUUGGAAACGCUCCAAUGGGCCAUAUCAUUCUACAGCCUUCAGAGGAUAACCAGGUCAAUACAUCUCUGAAGCGAUUCUUCUUCAAGUCUCAAGUUAUUGCCACCAACAAGUUUGAUAUUGGUAGGUGCGAAGAUUAUGUUUGGGUGACGAAGGAUGAAUUGUUGGAAUAUUUUCCCGAGCAAGCUGAAUACCUAAACAAGAUGAUUAUCAACUGAUAUUCUUUGCUCUUCACUUUUUGGAGUUCUUUUACCAAUGUUGGACCAUGUCUUCAGAUUGAAACUGACUAGGUUUUCAUGGCCUGGAAUAUGCAGAUUGUUAAAACUGACUAGGUUUCAUUAGUCCUCGAGAGUUGUUGCCAGGUUCAAGAUUUUGUAGUUUGAUGAUUGAAUGUAAUAAUUCAUGGCGUAGAAAAAUGGGAGAAACCCUGUUCUCUCCAUUUCUCUGGGCGGUUUUGCGUUUACACUUGUUUUACGAGCAAACGGAAAUGAUGUAUAUGGUCAGGUAAGCUACUCAAUUUACAGUAAAGUUUUUUCGA
Molecule: messenger RNA, 1227 nt
Organism: Erythranthe guttata (spotted monkey flower)
Lineage: Eukaryota; Viridiplantae; Streptophyta; Magnoliopsida; Lamiales; Phrymaceae
Gene: DECOY
Product: decoy
Cellular component (GO): mitochondrial large ribosomal subunit
Molecular function (GO): structural constituent of ribosome
Source: RefSeq, a predicted model, not a curated record